GCAUCACAUCUCUAUUUCGCGACUUCUAAAUACAGAACAAAAUACUUUACGAAACAUAAUAUAAACGUAAACAUUAUUGUGCCAAAUCGAAUUAAACAAAUAAAACGUUAACACACAUGCUUAUGUGCAAGCUUAACACCUUCUUUACUUCAAUACAGGAAUCUAUAAAAAGAUAAUAUGGCUUUAAAUGGAUUUUUAGAGUUCUUUCAAAAAGGCAAGACUUUCAGACCGAAGAAGCCGUUUGCAUCGGGAACAAUAAGAUAUUCGCUCCAUAAACAAGCCCAGGCCAGUUUGCAAUCCGGGAUUAAUCUGCGUCAAGUGGUGCGGCUGCCGCAAGGCGAGAACUUGAACGACUGGCUUGCUGUGCAUGUUGUGGACUUCUUUAAUCGCAUCAACCUUAUUUAUGGCACUGUCUCCGAGUUUUGUAACGAAAGUACCUGUCCCACAAUGUCCGGGGGCUCGCGUUAUGAGUAUCUGUGGGCCGAUGGAGAUCUCUAUAAAAAGCCAACCGCCCUCUCAGCUCAGAAGUACAUUGAGCAUUUAAUGGAUUGGAUUGAGUCACAGAUUAACAAUGAAGCCGUGUUCCCCGUCUCCACUGAUGUUCCUUUUCCAAAGAAUUUUACCGCAAUAAGUCGUAAGAUUUUAACUCGACUUUUCCGUGUUUUCGUUCACGUCUACAUCCACCACUUCGACAGGCUAGUGAGCAUCGGGGCUGAAGCCCACGUAAAUGCUUGCUAUAAACAUUUUUAUUAUUUCGUGCAAGAAUUCGACAUGAUCUCUGCUAAGGAGCUCGAGCCGUUGCAAGAAAUGACUUCUCGAAUUUGCAAAGACAAGGACCCGGUUUAAUACGUACUAGAAUGUGAUGUAAAUAAGUGUGGUUUGCUUAAAAUAAAUUAGAUUACAUGGAAUGCAUUACAAUUAA
This is a messenger RNA of Drosophila serrata, 922 nucleotides long. RefSeq names its product MOB kinase activator 3 (gene Mob3). The record is from RefSeq and is a predicted model, not a curated record. Lineage: Eukaryota; Metazoa; Arthropoda; Insecta; Diptera; Drosophilidae.